AUGUUUGGCACUGGGCAUUUGGUGUCUCCUCUGUCUUCUGCAGUCUUUCACUCUUCGGCUGCGCACUUCUUCCCGGCGUUUCCCAACAGGUUGACCUCACCGCAGAUCUUCAUCCCCGGGCCUCUGCUCAGCUACGAGCUCCUGCGCAGUUACCUGCAGCCCGAGCCCUGCAAACAGGCUCUGCUAUUGGCCGCUCAGUCCACAGGACAACAUGCUGAGAAUAUCGAUGAACCCCGGCCAGUGAAGGAGCGGCGAGCUCGGGCCAACUACAGCAGCUGGCAGCUGGAGGAGCUGGAGAAGGCCUUCGAGAGCACCCACUACCCAGACGUCUUCAUGAGAGAAGCCCUGGCCCUCAGACUGGACCUGAUAGAGGCCAGAGUGCAGGUGUGGUUCCAAAACCGCAGGGCUAAAAUGCGCAGACAGAUGAAGCUCCAGAGCCAGGCAGGAGAGCAGUGCGGCCGGCGCGACAGUGACGACAGACAGGUAGAUUCGUCCAGCAGAAGCACAGCUCCAGAGCUCCACAGCAGCAGCAGCCCAGGCUGGGACAGCAAACACCAGAAAGGAAGCCCCACUUGGUCCAAACCGUCCUCAUCAGCUAUCCACAGCCCCGUAAGCGACAUGCAUCAGCGGCCGAGAGAUCAGGAGGGGUCAGAGGAGCCCAGUCCAGAGGACUUCCGCUGCUGUAGCAUUGCCAAACUGAGGGCAAAGGCCAGGGACUAUGAGGCAGAGAUCCACAGCACUGUGGCCAAGGCCAGCAGAGAGAGGCAGAUGAAGACACAGUGGACAUUUCCAAAGCUAGUUUUCUCAAAUGUUAUUGGACUGACAGCUAGUGAACAAGAGGAGCUAAAAGAGGAAGCUCGUGGUGAUCUCAUCGAUGGCCAGCUCCUCUAUCAGCUAUCCUGUUACCCUGCGUGAAAACACAGGAUGUCUGCAAGCUGCCACAAGCCCUCCAUAAACACAAUAGGGACGGCUGAAAAAUUACUGCCUUUUUUGACAAAGGUGCUUUUUAAAGAUUGCAACACACUUUACAUAUGUACUUUUUUCCACAAUAG
This is a messenger RNA of Sinocyclocheilus rhinocerous, 1052 nucleotides long. Its product is annotated as visual system homeobox 2. The transcript is spliced from 4 exons. Gene Ontology annotation, molecular function: DNA-binding transcription factor activity, RNA polymerase II-specific; RNA polymerase II transcription regulatory region sequence-specific DNA binding. Bases 1 to 915 code for a protein of 304 amino acids. The record is from RefSeq and is a predicted model, not a curated record. Lineage: Eukaryota; Metazoa; Chordata; Actinopteri; Cypriniformes; Cyprinidae. Gene Ontology annotation, biological process: regulation of transcription by RNA polymerase II.